Molecule: messenger RNA, 999 nt
Organism: Ilyonectria robusta
Lineage: Eukaryota; Fungi; Ascomycota; Sordariomycetes; Hypocreales; Nectriaceae
Exons: 1
Coding region: 1-999 (332 amino acids)
Biological process (GO): regulation of cyclin-dependent protein serine/threonine kinase activity
Cellular component (GO): cyclin-dependent protein kinase holoenzyme complex; nucleus
Molecular function (GO): cyclin-dependent protein serine/threonine kinase regulator activity; protein kinase binding
Source: RefSeq, a predicted model, not a curated record
AUGCCCGGAGGCGUAUGUGCCGUCCUCGAUUAUGAGGUCGACAUGAUGGCUGAGUACGUGGCUGAGAUGGCUACGCGAGUCGUGACCCCUGAUGCCCCGGUCACCUCGCCCUUCCGCAAGUUCGUCUCUCAGAUCCUCACGUCGACGAGACUUCCAAGCACCACCAUCCUUCUAGGAAUGAACUACCUCGCCAAGAGAAUCAACACCAUGAAGGGACAGGGCCCCUACAAGGCCUCAGAGGGCCAGGUCUGGCGGUACCUCACCGUCUCGCUUCUCCUCGGCAGCAAGUUCCUCGAUGACAACACCUUCCAAAACCGCUCCUGGUCGGAGGUUAGUGGCAUCGCCGUUUCCGAACUCAACGCUCUGGAGUUCGACUGGGUCGAAUCCAUGGGCUGGCGUCUCUAUGUCAACCUUGAUCUUAGCAAGGACUACCAAGCUUGGCUCGAGAACUGGCGCGAGUGGCAGGACAUGAAGAAGCGACAGGCUGCCCAGGUCAGCCGUGAGAGACUCGCUUCUCUCGUCCCCGCCAUCGACACCGAGCUCGCGAGACACAGCGGCCACCGCACUUCUCCUCACUCGCGUUACCUGCAGGAGCAGGUCGCAGAGUACGAGCGUUACCAGGCCAUGAAGGCCCAGCAGCACACCUACCGCUCUCGUGAUGCCAACUGGGCUCACAACCCCUGGAGUGCACCCCUCACUCCCCCCGACUCGGGCUAUGGCACUCCAGACUACUCCAUGUCGGCCACGUCGAGCAAUGCCCGCUACAACGAGUGGUUCUCUCAAGCUGCUGCCCAGUACAGCAGUCGAUACCCCCAGCCCCCUGCCUACAGCAGCUUCUACCCAUCCCGACACAACAAUCACAACGGUCACUACCCUUACUCUCAGAACAUGUGGGAGCAUGGGUUGGCUGAGUGCAGUUGCCCCGGAUGUGUGGACCCGAUGAAGCAGCAAGUCCCGUACUUCGUGCCUCACGGUUACAGCCAGCCAGUCAUGGGUUGA